Molecule: messenger RNA, 1840 nt
Organism: Tinamus guttatus (white-throated tinamou)
Lineage: Eukaryota; Metazoa; Chordata; Aves; Tinamiformes; Tinamidae
Source: RefSeq, a predicted model, not a curated record
AUGGGCUUGCAAAAUCUAUAUUUCAAGUAUGGGUGGGAUCACUCAGUUCACAAACGGAAAAGGCUCCCCCCGGUGAAAAGGUCUUUGAUUUACUACCUGAAAGGAAGAGAGGUCAGGGUGCAGAAUGAGUCCAGCUACCACCGCCUGUUGCAUGAAUAUGCAGCCCAGCAGCUUCCCAGCCUCCUGGAAGAGAGGGAAUUUCAUCUCGGGACCCUCAAUAAAGUGUUUGCCUCCCAGUGGCUGAACCACCGGCAAGUGGUUUGUGGGACGAAAUGCAACACAUUGUUUGUGAUAGAUGUCCUAACUGGUCAAAUCACCAAGAUUCCUAUUCUGAAAGAUCGUGAGCCUGGCAUGGUGAACCAGCCGGGCUGUGGUAUUCAUGCCAUUGAGCUCAACCCCUCAAGGACCCUUCUGGCUACAGGUGGAGACAAUCCCAACAGUCUUGCAAUUUAUCGUCUGCCUACGCUUGAUCCCGUCUGCGUGGGAGAUGAUGGGCACAAGGACUGGAUAUUUUCAAUCGCAUGGAUCAGUGAUACUAUGGCUGUUUCUGGUUCCAGGGAUGGUUCGAUGGGUCUCUGGGAAGUCACAGAGGACGUGCUCUCCAAAAGUGAUGGCAGGCAUAAUCUCUCCGAAGUUCCUGUGUAUGCCCACAUAACCCACAGGGCUCUGAAGGAUAUUCCCAAGGAGAACACCAAUCCUGACAACUGCAAAGUUCGAGCAUUGGCUUUCAACAAUAAGAACAAGGAGCUGGGAGCUGUAUCCCUAGAUGGAUAUUUCCAUCUUUGGAAAGCAGAACACACACUAUCAAAGUUACUUUCCACAAAGUUGCCAUACUGCAGGGAGAACGUGUGUGUGGCCUAUGGUCUGGAGUGGUCGGUGUAUGCAGUAGGAUCACAGGCCCAUGUCUCCUUCCUGGAUCCCAGGCAGCCUUCUCACAAUGUUAAAUCCGUCUGUUCCAAAGAACGAGGCAGUGGUGUUCGGUCAGUGAGCUUCUACGAGCACAUCAUCACGGUGGGGACGGGACAGGGCUCCUUGCUGUUCUACGAUAUCAGAGCCCAGCGGUUCCUGGAUGAGAAGCCCCCGCGUGCCAGCUACGGGCAGAAGCAGAAGCUCGGGGGAAGUGAGAUUCUCAAGCUGACCACGGGGAAAGGCUGGCUGAAUCAUGAUGAAACCUGGAGGAAUUAUUUUUCUGACAUUAAUUUCUUCCCAAAUGCUGUUUACCCCCACUGCUACGACUCGUCUGGAACGAAACUUUUUGUGGCAGGAGGCCCCCUUCCAUCCGGACUUCAUGGGAAUUAUGCUGGUCUCUGGAGCUAAUAACUCUUUACAAAUGCUGAUGUUACACAGAUUUCCACUUUUCCUUUUGUAACAAAGAAAUUGUGUGAUGCCAUUGAUUUCUGAUUUAAAUGCAAGUUACUUUUUGGCAGAGUUUUCUGUUGGUCUCCAACAGUUUUGUACAUCUUUUUGAACCAGUUUUUUGCUUUUACCUCCUUGAUCCUUUGUAUGAAGGGUUUUUGAAAUCCCUUUUUAUUGUAUUUACUCCAAAUGACUCUUCCCCCACAUUUAGGCUAUCUUGGCCAUAUACCCCCUCCCCUACUUUGCUGUGAGGAAGGAUUCCUUUCUUAUAGAGUGGUAGCUCCUGGGCUUUCUGUGAAAGUCGAAGGGCUGUGUGUGUGCAGGUACUUUGUCAGUUACAUUACCUGGAGAGAGGACUACUUGUAAUUAAAAAAAAAUAUUAAAAAUAUUUAUAAGAGAUAAGCUACUACUUUAUCUGCAGAGCCUGGCCCAGGCCUCAGUUGAUCUUAUUUUUUAAAAGUACAAGUCUAAUGAUACUGUUUAU